CUAAUAGUAUUCGAAAACAUUAUUUAAGUAGUAUUUUUGAGCAAUAUUAUAAACAACUUUAUGAAAUAUUUUGUGGAUUUUAUUCUGAAGAGCAUGAACUGGAAUCCAAUGAAACAAUUGAAAAUAUUAUGUCAAUUUUUAAUGAUAGAAAUAAAACAGAUUCUAUUUUUUCUUUAAUUGAAGCAAGAAUUCAGCAACUUGAAAUUUAUCUUACUUAUGGAACAACUGCAACAAAUUUUGGUAAUGAAAUUAAUAAUGUUCUUUCUAAAUAUAAUAUUGAAUUAUCCAAUUUUAUUCCAAUUUUUUAA
Molecule: messenger RNA, 308 nt
Organism: Diversispora eburnea
Lineage: Eukaryota; Fungi; Glomeromycota; Glomeromycetes; Diversisporales; Diversisporaceae
Source: the annotation of a GenBank genome assembly